Molecule: messenger RNA, 14931 nt
Organism: Hylaeus volcanicus
Lineage: Eukaryota; Metazoa; Arthropoda; Insecta; Hymenoptera; Colletidae
Exons: 16
Coding region: 460-12192 (3910 amino acids)
Biological process (GO): regulation of DNA-templated transcription
Cellular component (GO): RSF complex
Source: RefSeq, a predicted model, not a curated record
UGAGAACGAAGGGGAGAAAGAGGCGCGCGCGAGAAAGUAUUCGUUUUCUUGAAUCGUCGAAACGAUACCGAAACAAAGUGGAAGUUUACGAAGACAACACGGGCCAAAGGGUAUAACCGAUUUCCCUUGUUCUACGUUUCUCCGUCUACUGUCUUCGCGUUCUGGUUUCUCUGACGCGUGUGUUUAUUCGUGUACGUUUGUGGUUUCGAUGCGGGUGUGAGUGGCAGGUAGAACAUCAAGGUAUAGCGAAAAACAACGAAGCGGGAAACGGCGUCGGAACACCUUCCGAUAAGGCCGGCGUUCGAUUGUUUCCUAAACGCAUUAUUAUUUUAACGGAUGAGCUGUAACUAGACUAACGAUCACCGAAAACAGUUGGACGAAAAUGCGAUACGAGUUGUUAGGCCGCCUAGCGUAGUAUAUCGCCUAGCGGCGACGGGCCCAGAGAGAAGCGGCGGAAAAAUGGCGUCCGAUAACGAAGCCUCUUGCGCGAGUGACCCAAAUUUCGCUGUGAUCUGUUCGUUUCUCGAGUGCUUCGGCAAGUCCUGUGGGAUCGUUUAUCCAGAUAUCGCGGGCCUUCAAGAGAUGCUUGAAAAUACGCAGGAUGUACCACAACAGUUGAUAGAUCUCCACAUCAAAUUGUUACGCAAAACACGGAAAACAGUAUCACCAGAAAAGUGGGAACGAGCACUGGUUAAAUUUUGCCAUACAUAUUCUAAUCAGGAUGGAUGGGAACUCGAGCGUUUUGGUUACAAGAAAGCCCGUAUUGCUGUCAAGCUACGUUUACUCAAAGUUCUUCUGGAAACGCAAUUUGACUUGAAUCAAAAGUUUAAAAAUGAAGUGAAUAAAGUUGCAGCUAACGAAUUACGCGUGGAACCAUUGGGGAGAGAUAAAUCUGGAUUGGCAUAUUGGUGUCAACUUGACGAAGAGUGCAAUAUAAGGGUUUAUAGAGAAGAUGUAGACGAAGAGAAUUGGGAACUUGUAGCUAAGGAUCGAGAAGGCGUCGUUAAUCUCAUAAGCACUUUAUCGAAUGGAGAGGUUGGACCUAUUCCGAUCAACGAAGAUAGUAAUAGUUUAGAAAUUUCCGAAAAACCUAUUAUCGAUACGGGACAAAUUACGACAUCGCCGAGUCUGGAGGAUGAGGCUUUGCAAGAAAAUGGUAUUCGAAUUGAAGUUUCAAGCGUCAAGAAAAUGGAAAAGAUGAAAAGUGAAGACUUUGAGCUUGAGAUCGAACGACACCAAGGUAGUAGUAACGAAGCUGACGACGAUGCGGAAGAGGGAUUGGAAAUCGAGGAUGAAUUAUCGAACGAUGAAAGUUCUAAACAAAAUACCGAAGAGGACGAUUCUCAGGAAACUAUAAAAAUGGAAGCUAUAGAGUCAAAUCGCGUUCAGAUGCCCCUCUUAGUAUCGGUAUCAUCUUUAAAACUUGUAAAUGGCAAAGUUGAUACAUUGUCAGAAAAAAAAUCAGUUUCGCCUCAAAAGAAAGAAAUGAACACGAUCGAAGAAACAACAGUUACUUCCGUCGCGUCUAAUUCUAAACCCAUAGAAACAUUUAAAUCCGAAGAACAUACAAUAGUGAGUAGUUCGAAAGUUAACGCGGAAGAGUUGGUGCCUCUUAAAUCGAUCGAAACACCUGUUAUCACAUCUCCUCUUAAGUUGGCAAAUCUUUCUGAAACGAUACAAGUACACGAAGGGAAGGAGACGGUUGGCAUCGCUUUGAACGCAACAAAAAAAUCAGAAGAUUCGGUGGAACAAGUUAUGAAACCAUUCGACAAGUUACCUAAUAAAAAUAAUCUUCCUUUUCCAUCCGCGGAUAUACCAACAACGCAUUGUAAAUUAUCUGUCAAACCAAUAGAUCAAUUGGCUGCGAAUCUUGUGAGGAUACAAUCUGAAAAACUUGACAAACCGAACACAAUGAAAUCGUUAGAGAAAAUAGCUGAAAAUCUAGCAAGGUCGGGAAGUAUCGUUGGAAAUAUAGUAAACGGAGACGAUGAUAGAUUACCUCAAGACUUUUAUGCGAGAAGUCAGACGGAAAAAACCAAUAGAGGGCACAGAGGUAUGGAUUUAUCUACAUCGCCUAGAGGCUGGGAAGGCUCUAACGAACAAAAUAAGCCGAUGGAUUUCUCCGGAAUUGAUUUAUCUAGUCGAAAAUUGAAUAAAAGUAUAGACUUACCCUCUCCUGGUUACAGAACGCAAGAUUUUCAACAUAGAGAAAUGGAUCUCAGUACGAAAAAGUUAAAUAAACCGGAAGUGACAAACUUACCAUACGACGCGCGGGCUGUGAUGAUGCGUAAUCACGCAAUGGUAGCAGACUUGAGUAAAAGACAAAUGUCGUUUCCUACGUACGACAUGUCGUCUGCUCCGUAUCAUAAUACUACAAGGAUAUCUAGCAAAGAAGAUCACAGAUUACCAAAUUAUACGAUACUUCCAGAUCCAAGUAAGAUAACAGCUUUAAGGAUGAAUACAACAUCGGUAAAACGUCCGUUGGAAGGGGACGAUAUGCAACAAGACAUGUUAAAGAGAAUAAGAGCAGAUGUAAUACCAAUUAGAGGGACUAUGGAUAAAAGACCAAUAAUUGGUACUAAUUGGAGAGAUGAAGUUGGCGAAGCCAUAGAGGAACCAAUGAUGAUGGUUCAAGGCGAAGGAUCUGGUAGCGACUGCGAUGCAGUGAAUCCUGGACUUGGUGAAGCGGUUGAGGAACCUAUCAUUUUUUUUUACGGGGAAGGAUCUGGCGAAGAAUGCCAGGCGGGUAACCCGAACGAUGAUACGUCAGCUGACAAUAAGGAAAGCAAUGAAUCAAAAAACGAAGCUGAUUCUGCUACUUCAUCUUUAUCCCUGAACUCAACCGAAGACAGUCUUGUAAACGAGGUGUCUACUGGAUCGCUAGUAGCGAAUAAAAGUAACAUAAAAUUAAACAGAAAUUUCCCUCAAUCCAGCGAUAACGUCAAGAGUAAUUGUCAAAUUGUAGGCUCGACGCAAGAAAAGCCCAAGUUCAAGCCAACUCUGGGUAUUCAAAUCAUACCCAAAAAUACUAGCAGUUCCAUGAAGAGGCUAUCAAGGUGGGAUGUCGGAAAACCGGGAGAAAAAACAGAAUGCGAUAGUAGUAUCAUAUCAAACGAAAGAGACAUAUCAUCAAAGAAAAAUGAAAGUGAGUGUAAAAAUUUCACUAGGAGAAGUCAGGACGUUAAAGUUGACGGAAAUUCUGUAAAUACCGAGGAUAUAACUUUUCAAGAGAGGAACGUCGAAUUAGGAAGUCCACAAAAGAAGGGUACAGGCGAGUCUUCUGACGAACAGAAACAAAGUCUCACCGUUCAAGUCUCCGUGCAAUGUGACUCUUCUAUAUCUUUAUGUCAAGCGGAUACGUCGGAAGCAUUAGACACUUGUACAGAAGCCACGGCUACAACACGUUCGAUAAACGAGAAAAACAUUGUACAGAAUAUCUGUGAUUCGGAAAGUAUCGUUUCACGCGAGAAGGACAGUUUAGAAAAAAUAGAUAACGAAUGUAAACCGGUAGCUUCUUCUCCGCCAAGAUUUUUUUUUGGACCUAACUGUGUUUCGUAUACCUCGAAAUCGGAAGUAUCUGAAUCACAGUCCGAUCAAAUAGUUUCAACCACUAUACAAUCGAAAUCAGAAACGUUGCAAUACGAAUGCGUUUCUUCUUCGAAACCAAUGGAAGACAUAGUUUCUUCCUAUAAAUCGGACGAUUACGACGUAACGCAAACAAAUAAUAAUUCAUUGAAAAUCAAAUCGUAUACACCCAACUCCGAUAAUUCGCAUUGCGAAAACGAUAACAAAAGUAAAACAGAAAACGUUGAAGGACCAACCACCAACGCAUGGGAACAAACAGUCUCGUCGAGAUAUUCCGUAGAAGAACAACAAUGCGCGAUACCAAUGGCAGAAGCAAAUUUGUCUCGCUCGGAAUCGAAACUAAACAUCGAAGAAAAUUUAAAAUCCUGUAGUACUGUUACCACGCAAGAUCCUACUUCUAGUAGCGAAAAUACAACAAACGAAUGUUCGAAACCUGAAGAAACAGAAGCGUCGGAUGCGAUUUCGCAACCUCACAGUACGAAUGAUUUAAGUAAAGACGCUUCGGAUGCGGAACUAGAAAAUGUAAUUGCAGCACCUACCGUAACGCAAUGCAAGAUAUUAGACGAACAAUUACAAAACGAAAAGUCGGAUCUAGAGAACGAUCCCGUUAAUCCCACAGAAACUCCAAUUUCUUGUUCCGAAGACAAAGCCGAAUGUAAAUCAUCCGAUGUAUGCGCAAUACUUAAAAAUGAUGAAACGGAUUCGGUAUCGAUUAAUAAUUCGUGUACGUCAUCUUUUACUCAAAGUCCACAAUUAAAAACGGAAUACGAAAAUAAUUUAUCCGAAUCAAAUUAUCCAAGCAGGCCCGAAUGUUCCACUUAUCAAGAGGUUGAUAGUUCGGCAGAAAAAGAGAUGGAACAUGUCUCUGAAAAAGAAUUCGAUUCACCUGCUGAGACUUGUAGUAAGCACAGUGAAAAAAAUGACAAUUUUUCCGAAUUCGACAGCCAGGAGGAACGAUCGAUAGACACUGACAAUGAAAAUAUGAAAAACCAGGUUGGUUCCGAUGCGGAUUCGAUGUGCGUGAAUUAUGACAAAAAUAGUGAAAGAAUCGAUGCGUUAACAGACGUUGGUACGCAAGACGAAGUUUCAGAGGAUUCCGAAGAGAUGAGAGAAAAGACACUGGAUGACUCGGUUAUUAAAAACUCUGUGCCUGAUAUUAAUACUGAAUUAGAUUUCGCGGACAGUUCGACUGUUACUAGCUCAGAAUCGAUUGAACAAUAUAAUAAAGAUCCGUUAGUUCCUACAAUAAGUAGCUCAGAUGAUGCCUGCAUUCGAGAUACGUCGUUUCAUGAAAGUGUUAAAGUGCAACUAGAUUCUGAAAAGUCGCCCUUUAAAAAUGAAUGUCCUAUGUACAAUGUAUUACCAGAGAUAGUACCUGACACAAAUAAUUUUAAACCAUCUAAAUCUGAUACUGUUGAAACUACGAAAGAAAUUAAUUUAUCUAACUUAGCUCAAACUGCAAAUGAAUUUGAGGAUGUUGCAUCGGAGGACCGAAGUUCCUGUGCUGACCAAGAAUCGAAUAAAAAUAUGGUUAUUAAUAAUAUUUCAUUGGAAUCUGCUAAAUUACACAAACACAAAACAUCUUCCCACGAAUCUUUGUCGCACGAUGAGGACGAUCACGAUACCUCGUUGGAGUUACGUUCAUCCCCCUCUGAAGGAAAUGAAAUUAAUUCGUUUGAUGUUCCUCAAACAGAAAAAACGGAAAACAUUGCAAAUAUCGAAUUAAAUUCUACCGAUACUACGAUGAAACCUACGAUACCAGAAAUUGACGAUACGGAUCGAUGCAAAGAUGUUACAGAUCACGUUGAAGAAAACCAAGAGCAAGAUUUGACGAAUAACAUAGAAGAUGCAAACGAUUCGCAAGAAGAAAAUAUUACCGACAAAGCAGAAACGGAAGAACCGAAAGUGAAUCGGUUAAGUCCAAGCUUUCGAAAUCCUCAGGAAUCCGUGAAUGAAAUUAAACAAUCUUUAGUUCCCAAUUACGACAGCAGCGAUUCCAACGAUGGUAGCGACGACGUUUUCGAACCUGUCGAAACGGAAUCAAGCAGACCUAGAAAUAAGAACACCAGUAAUUUAGAAGGAACUGUAAUUAUUAACAAGCAGACCGAGAAAGAUGAUGUCGAAGAACCAACUAUGCAGAGCGAAACACUGUCUAACGAAAUACAAAACACGCUCACCAAUGAGCAACAGUCGGAGUUAUCGGUAGAAAGUAAUAUUGGAAAAGUAACAAACAAAGACGCUGAAUAUAGAGAAAAUGAAUUAACCAUCGAAGAAACAGCUGGACAAGAACAUAAUUGUAAUAUCGUUCAACGUGAUUCGAACGACAAAUCAAUCGUAUCGAUAAAUGAAAACAAAAGUAUCAAUAGUCCAGAGGAUAAUAAUAUUAAAGAAUUGACUGUUCCUUCGGAAACUGGUCCUGGGGAUGCGUAUAAUUCGCUAAAUAAAGAAUCCAUAGACUCGUCAUUGGACAAAGCAAACAAUUCGAUAGAUACCGAGAACACCGAAGAGGGAAUUAAAUGGCCAGGUUCGGCUACAGAAAAAAUGGAGAGCUUGGUUUCCGAACGAAAGGACGAUUCGAAACCAGUAGGCAUCGAGCAUAAAAUAAGAAUCCUUAUGCAAACUAAAGAAGGUAUCGAGCCCAACGAUGUAAACAAUCAAAUAACUCGCGUAAAUUUAAAAGAACAACAUUUAAAAUCUGCAGAAGAAAAAUUGGUGAUCAAUUUGGAUAACGAUGUUACGUGUAUUGAACCUGAAAAAAUGAAACACGUUACAGAGGAACUUUCAAUCGUGGAACCGUAUAAAAAGUUGAAAGAACUUUCAGAAUUCAGCGAUAAACAAACGAAAUUCGACGUGAGUUUGCACAAAGAAAGUCACCUAAAUAAAGAAUUGCCAGAAGUCGAUGCAUCCAUUCACUCGGUGAACGUGUUACCACUGAAAUACGACAAUAUAUCCUCGGGUACAGAUAAAUCAGAAAUAUGUAAGAAUAAUAUUUCAACUAUAUCGGAAGAUUUCAAGCCCAUGGACAAUUUACAAUUCGUAAAUUUUAUGACUGAAAAAUCCGAAAAUUUGGGUAUCAGAGAAAAUCACGAAAAGCGUAACGAAUCGCUUCACGUAAUGAAUAAGGUCACGGAAUCCCUCCCCGAGAAUAUUGUCCCGAGUGUAAACGACAGUACAGUAAUUUUCAAUGCCCAAGAUAUAGCAUCAGAGUCAGCUAUCGCGAAAAACGAUAAUAAAAAGGAAGCUAGUAAAAGAUUAAGCGACGUGUCCGAUAUCCAAGAUGUUCCUCCGUUAAAGUCUAAACCUCCUUAUACGGAAUCAAACGAACAAGUAUUGGAUCGUUUAACUAGUUCCGAAGUGCAAUUGGAUACAAAUUUGGAUAGUUGUAAACAGGCAGAGGUACCCGUAAAUGAAGCUGAAGUAAGCGGUGGGACAAUGUCCGAUACAGGUGUAACAGCAUUAAGGAAAGAUGAUCCGAGUACAGUUGUCAAUGUAGCAGAUAAUGCAUCGAACCAAGUUCAACAGAAGAGCAGCGUCGUCGAUAGUAAACAGAAGGUACGGAGAUCGGAAAUUCAAAGUAUCGAGAUCAAAGAAAUUUCUUUGUCAUCGGAUGACUCUAUGGGAGCAGACAACGAAAAUCUAUUUGAUACAGCUCCCGAAGAAGUUGAUCCUUUGGCGUGCACCGACGAAGAUACGUUAAGAAAGUUAGGCGAUAACGAGCAAAAUGAGGUACCCGCGCCAAAAAUGGGCUUGCGAGUCAAGCCUGUAUCCGAACUUAUUUAUGACGGAUGGAAAUUAGAUUCUAUGGAAUCACCAAAAGUAUCUCGGAAACGGCGUAACAGCUCUCACGAGUCUAACUCGGAAGACGUCCGGACUAAACAAGAAGAUGAAAGUAUGAUGGGAGGCAAAAGAAUAAGACUACGCGGAAAACGUAUCCCUGAUAAACAAUUGCGAAAAUCUAUAGAGGAGAGUCGCGUUGUAACGAUAAGUUCGGAGGACGAGGUCGUGAAAUGUAGCCCUGUGAAAUUUGAAGGACAGAAAAUUCAGAAUGUUAGCGAUGACCAAGGCACUCCUCAUUCGGUUAUGUUCGAAAGGAAAACAAGAGGACGUCCUAGAGGAAGACGAAGGCGUGGUUACAGAGGAAACGCACGGUCGACACGACCAAAACACCUUCAAUAUGGGAGCAAUCAAGUUUCGGAAGUAUCGCCUGAGGUUCAUCUUGAAAGAACUCUAAGUAAUAAUGACGCAAACUUGAAUAUAACACCGAUUUCUCAGAAAAGGCGGAAGAAAAGAAAAAUGGUUUUGGGCCUCGAGGUAGGCAGAGACAUUGCCGAAGUGCAUUCCGGAUUAACGCAAGACGAAACUCCUGUCAGGCAGUCUAGAAGAAUAGCGCAAUUAAAAAUUAAAGAAGAAGCAGAUAAACGGAGGAUCGAGGACGAAAUUUUAGUCGAUUCGAAAGACAAGAAAGAUUCCACGGAAAAGAAGAAACGCAAGAAACAAAAACCGGAAAGCGAAGAAGAAGUAGUAAUAAAAGAAAUAGAAACGGACAAGAAAUCUAAAAGGAAACGUCGAAGGAGGAAAAAAAAGAAGAUGUUGGCUAAAUUUAACGAAGCACAUCCGUGGCGGAGUUCUUCGGGAUCUAGUAGCGACGAAGAAAAUGAAGUUGAAGAGGAAGAAGACGAAGAAGAGGAAAUAGAGAGCGAAGGAUCCUUACUUUUUAAAAGUGACCAUGAAUUCUCGCCAGAAAGCGAUCUUGAAAAGGAUCAGGAAUCUGAACCGUUAAGAAGAGCUAGAACUGCUCAGAAAGCUCAAAGCGAUGUCGAAGAAGCGGAUGAUGAAUAUGCUUGCCAGAAAUGUGAUAAAGCAGAUCAUCCAGAAUGGAUACUUCUUUGCGAUUCUUGUGAUAAAGGCUGGCACUGCUCUUGCCUUAGACCUGCACUGAUGCUCAUACCCGAGGGUGAUUGGUUCUGUCCUCCGUGUCAACAUAACUUACUCGUGACUAAAUUACAAGAAAGCUUAAGAUCGUACGAUCAGUUAGCGAAAAGGCAUGAAAAUGAAGUUUUAAGAAAAAAGAGAUUAGCAUUCGUUGGUAUAAGUCUAGAUAAUGUUCUUCAUAAAAACGAGUCGCAACGUCAGAAAGGAUCGAAAGCGUCUAGUCAAGAAUCUGAAUCCUCCUCUGCUUCUUCUUCUUCUUCUUCAAGUUCAGAAACUUCUAGCAGCGAGGAAAGCGAACCUGUAUACCAGUUACGCGAAAGGCGAUCUGCAAAUAAAUACAAGUUUAACGACUAUGACGCAAUGAUUAAUGCUGCCAUUCAGGACGAAGUAGAGGCUAUUCAGGGAGCUGGAAAUCAAGGAAGAGGAAAAGACAUCGCAACUAUAGUUAACGCAAAGAAAGAAGAAGCAGAGCUUCAGUUUAAGAGUGAAUUAUUAAGCGCCGAGGAGACACAAGAGAACAAGGAUAACAUGGACAAGAAAUCAGAAAAGGACAGUGACGAAGAAUAUAAGAUCGAGGGAGAGGAUGUUAUCGAUGACAAUGAUGAUCAUAAACAAGUCGUAAAAAAAUUUUUGUCCCGAAAAAAGCCCCGUAAAUUAAAUAGUCUUGAUAUAAGCAGCGAGGAUGAUCCAGAAAGCGACGAAGAUUUCAAAGGCACCAGUUCGGAAGACGAGGAAGAUUUUGAUGAUCAUGUGACAUCUUCCGAUGAAAGCACUUUUGCUGACACAAAACGACGCGGUAAAAGAGGAGAUUCGCGAUCGGUACGAAGAAGUACCAGGGCCAGGACUAUGCGUUACGAAGAAGACUUUAUUGACGACGAUAGCGAGGAAAGCGAUAGACCGAAAAGGAAAAAAUCUCGAUCUGCAUGGGAUUCAGAUAAUGAAGAUAGUGAUAAUUCGUGGCGACAGAAAAAGAAAAAAAGUAAAACUCUAUCAACAUCCAGACAUAAGACGUUACCGAAAACUAAGAGUAAAAAGAAAAAAAAGAGAAAACGUAUCAUUGAAUCAGAUAAUCAAAGCGAAAACGACGAAUCAAUCGAAGGAUUAAGAAUUGAAGCGCAAUGUGAAGCGCAACGGCAGUUAGAAGUAGAGGAACCCACAAUACCUGAAGCCGUAGAUAUCAAACUUGAAAAUGCAACCGAAGGUAACGACAACAUCGUCGCUCACGAGGCGAAAGAUACAAGAUUAGAGGGAAUAAAGUCUGAACUACCUCAAGUAUCAAUCGUUCCACUAGUAGACGAACUAGGACAGCAAAAGAAAAAGAAAGAGAACAUAACGAAACCAAAGAAGACCACGACCAUUCGGAGAAAAAUCAUUUAUGGUGGUCUUCCAGACGAAAACAAACCGGAAGAAGAAGAAAUAUUAGGUAGACGAACUCGAGGUAGAAAAAUUAAUUAUCAAGAAGAAAUCGCGACGGAUAGCGAAGAGGAAUUAAAGAAGGCAUUGAGAAGAACUGGUGAAAGCGAAGAUGAGUUUAUCGUGAACGAAGGCGAAGAUGUUAUCGAGGAUAUUGACAAAGGUUCAGACUCAGGUGACAUUUACAAUCCAAAAAAGGAUGGUCACAAAUCAAAAAAUAAAUCACCAAAAAGUAGGAAACCGAAGAAAAGCAAAAGUCCAGGAGUUAAACGAAAAAUGGUAAGCGAUGGAACGCCAAAACAGAGAAAAAAACCUGGUCCAAAACCCGGUAGUAAGAAUAAAGCGCGAAAGCAAAACUUUUUGGUUGGUUCUGUAAUUCAAAAAAAAGAUGACCAAGAUGGGGAAAAGGAUAUCAUGGCUAAUGUCAUUGACAAUCCUAUAGGAGAGAUAGAUUCAAAAAUUGAUGACAAUCUUUCAGAAAACGUAGGAUUGACUGGUACGACAAUGUCGGCGGCAGGUUCAUUUACUGGGGAUGUUCCAGAUGGUUCCCUAACGGGACUCGGACCCGGCGAAUUAGCCGACUUAGAUGACGAACAACUAGAACAGAUGAUGAUGGAAGACGAAGAAUAUGGUAGACGACAAUUAGAGCUUGCAGCUAUUGAAAUAGCAAAAAAGAAGAAGAAAGAAGAGCGGGAAGCUAAAAAAUUGGAGAAGGCACGAUUGAAGGCAUUGGAAAUAUUAGCAGCUGAGAGGCAACGCGACCCUAAUGCACCGGAAGGAACCGACGGAGAGGUACCAAAAAAGAAGAAGAGAGGUCGUCGCAGCAAAGCUGAAAUUCUUGCAGAACAAAUGCGCAGAGAUGGGGCUCCAGACCUGAACGCUACCGUUUUACCUGUUAGCGUGCCGCAGCCCAUAGCGAGUAAUAUUUCACCCACUAUUACUCCUACUUUGUCUACAAUUAUGACGCCAGAGGCUGAAAGAUCAAGCGAGGGACACAUUCCCAUGAUGACAGGACCAGAUGGACAACUCUUCAGCCCGGACUGUUCUCCGAUGAAACCUAAACGAAGAGGGCGGGGCAAGGGUAAAAAGACUCUUGCGCUAGAAGCAGCUAGAGCCGCAGAAGCAGCAGCGAAGGGUGUCGUCGACGUUAGUUUAAUGGGCAUGAGUACCGACUCGAAUCCAGAAAUGAAACCUGGUGACAUACCAAACGUACUUCCUACACCAGGCAGUAGCACCUCUGGCUCGGCUCCGUCCACGCCACCUGCUGGUAUCGUUACGACACAAGGACCGCCCUCUUCGCAAACUCCGACCUCGCAACCUGUCUACCCGUCGUUACCGCCCAACAAUCAACAACAGUCUUCCGUUAUCACCAGAAUGCUUCAAUCUCAGCCCGUGUCGAGUAGUCCGCAAUCAUUCUCCGCAGCAGCCGCAGCGAUGGGGCACAAGUAUUUCGGAGGACCAAACGCCGCGAGUCCGAUAAUGGGCGGACCCAGAACUGGUUAUGAAAUGCAACCUCGAGGCAGGAUUCCUUCGCCGUACAGACAAGCGGGUCAACCCUCCAUGCCACCUCACUUUGCGGCUGUGAGAUCAGGUACUCCGCCCAUGCGAAUGAGAGUAUCCGGUCCUCAAUUGUAUCAUACGCCUCAUCAUCCAAUGGAUCCGUCUCCGUCAGGCGGUGGACCAAUAUCGAUCAACAAUCGAGAUCGCAGUUCUCCACUCGGACCUGGACCAGCGAUGAUUCCGCCAGCCGCCGGAAGUCCUCUGGCCAAAGGUGGUCCCACACCUCCUCCGCCUCCUCCUUAUGUCAGGGGUCCUCCUCCUCCGUUGUCCAGGUUCGCAGACAAUCCAAUGGGUCCCAGGCAUCAAAUACCACCAUUCACGAAUGCUUCACCGGUUAACCAUAAUAUGCAACAACCCUCGCCACCUCCCAAUCGACCACCUGGCAACUUCUCACCGUAUCAUCCACCCCCACCCCCUAAUUAUCACUACGGUGCCUACCCACCUCCACCGCCAAUGUCCACGGCAGACGAUGCGGCUGCAUACCAAGGUUCUCCGUACCCUGCAGACCACUUCUCGUCUCCCGCGGAUAACCAGCCGCCCAUUCAAGCGCCACCGCCUCCUCAACCUCCUCCGCCUCAACAGCAAGCGCAUCCAAACGAUGCCGGCGCUGGAAGUAAACAAUACGACGAAGAAGGUUCCGGAGAAUUCGGUGGUUUGGUAUCUUACUUUAGUAGCCAGAGAGAGGACGAUCUUGAUUCGUAGCAUGAGUGAGAUCUUGGCCAACCCUGAAUCGUUAAGUAGAAUGCGGUGUGUGUUAUACAUGCGUAUUUUAACGGUCCAGGUAAGAUCGCAACUUUUGCUCGAGAGGGACGAGUACAAGAGAAACAUAAAAAGAGUUUAGUAACGUGUAAUGGAAUCGUAAAUUUAAAAAAAUAAAAGUAGAUAUAUAUAUAUAAAUAUAUGUCCGGGCAUUGGAAUGUUUGAAAUAAUGAAAGAAAGAGUAUUUGCAUAACAUUAACGAUAACGGUGUACGUUCUAGCAUUAUUUUAUACUAAUGCGUACUGUAAUGUUUUAAAACUUAAGAAACGCGUAGAGUUAGAAUCGUCUUCCUCUUCGACCUCUUAAGCAAAAAGUUGUUUGAAAUUGCGAACUUUUAGAAUAAAAAUUAGAUCGAAAGAAACGAACGCCGCCGAAACCAAAUCCAAGGUUGGCCAAGCAAGGAAAAGGGAUAAAUAUAUUAUAUCGCUAACAAUGGAGCCUAUUUCCUAAGAGUUAUAAGCUUUUUGUAAUUAGUUCGAGUUUGAUUAAAUUUAUAUGAAGCAACCGACCACGCGCUAAUAGCAACGUAAACGAGAAAGAAAAAAAGAAACCAAGUUGCGUUACGCUAGAGGAAAGAUUACACAAAGAUCUGACCAGAUUUUAACUAUUAACCCUAUUAGUAUUCACAGAUGAAAUUCGUGCACAGUUACAUCCGAAUCCGUCGUAGGUGUGUAGGUGUCCCUUCCCAAAUAAACGUUUACUGUUGAUGAAGUCGAUCUUAGUAGUAAUUGAACAAAAACUAUUAACAAAUUCGGACUAUGCGCCGUUGUUACAUGUAUAUAUGUACAUACGAUAAGUCCUUUAGAUUAUAUUACAUGUAUUAUAUAUAUAUACACACACACACACACACAUCCAUACAUACAUACAUACACACACAUACAGUCACGCAGAAUACUAUAAACUGAAUUAGUGCAAAGGGCACAAAUGUAAUAUUUAAAUCUUAAAAAAAAAAAACGAAAAGAAAACGGCAUCCGAUUAUAAUAAAUUAACAAAUGGUGUGAAGACUACUACUAUAAUUAUUUAUAAAGAAAAGAUUAAGAAUUUAUGAUAGGUAGUAUAAUAUUGUAUUUUACAAAUUUUACUUGAUAAUUAUAUUAAAGAGAAAAACAAACAAACAUUGAAUAUAGUUACAUUAGAGAACAGGAGGCUGUUGAGUCCAAUUUUAAAAAGUCGCGGGACAAAGAGAAAGAGUUGGGAAUUGAACGAAAAUCAACAUGUCAAGCAUAUAAAUAAUUGACAAAUAAUUGAAAGCUGUGAAAUUUUUAUUCUAUGGUGGUGUGCAAUUACAAAUACAAUAAUUAUAUUUGCCUACACGUCCAUGUAUGAUUUUCUAAGCACGUGCAAUCAUAUUGACGAAAACUAACCACUUUAAAAAAAAAAAAUUAAUGUAUAAAUUGAAUUCAAACACAGCUUCGAGAAAUUCCUCUUCGUUGAAUCCUUUCCUUGGAUAUUAAACUUUCGUGAAAAUAUUAACGAUAACUGGAAACUAACUCAAUUCGAUUAAGUAAUUCGCUGAUCAGAUAUACUUAAAAACAAAGUGAGAAAACAUAUUUUCCAAAAAGAAACAGAGAUGUUAUCUCUGUUUACUGUUUAGUUUUCGUUAGGCAUACAACAGCCUCCUGCUCUUUGAUCGAUUCGCAAAGCUGGUAGUGUCUUUGCGCCACAAAAAUCGUGUAUCUGUUUAGUUAUCACACGUACGUGCAUACCUAAUAUAAAUAGAAGUUAUAUAAAUAAAAAAAAGAAAAUACAUUAUCUUAGGAUUAGCUGCUUGGGAUAGUUUCCUUUAUUCGUCGAACGUUUAACGAUCGAAUUGAACGAUUAUACACCAUUACACGCCGUAUAAUGUAAUAGAGAGUUUACUACUGCUAAUUUUAUUAUUUUUACACCUAUACGAUAUAUUUCAGUUGUAUACUGUUUAAUGUACAAUCUCUAUUGUCUUCUUUAAUUAUAACGUGUGUCUUCGGACCGUUCGUUUUUAGGGUGCGCUUCAAGGAAAAUGCGAAUUCCUGUGUGUCUUCGUUCGAUCGAACGCUCGAAUGGUCGUUAAUAAUCGAGUACGUUUCUACAAAGUAUUCUUACAUACAAUUCGUGGCUGCGUCAUGUAUCAAUCCUAAAACUUAAUCUCUUUGAUAGAAAAGAAGAAAAAAAAAUAAACUAAACACCGUGAACAUAUAUGUAAGAGAACUUUAAAAUUGUUCGAUAUGUCCGAAGACUCGUUUUUUAUCCAACUUUUAAUCUCACCGAAUAAAAAGAAAAGAAAAGAAAAGAAAAUACGCGAAAUCGAUUUUUCCAGACGAUGUAUAAGUACAUCCAUAUACAUAUAUUUAUAUUGCUUUUAUGCAUGGCACAUCCGCAUUUAGUGGAAUUCUAUAUAUUUCGUACGAAAUAUAUAUUUGUGAUAUAAAACACAGUGAUUCGAUCUCAAAACUGGAUAAACGUUUCAAACGUAAUCUAUAGUAACUCAAAAGAGAUGCGUUAAUUUUUGCAUGUGUACCAAACAUUUUCGCAUUUACGAGUGUUUCCUUGAAACGUAAACUGACGAAGUGUCUUGUCAAGACAACAGUAAAUGUGGUGCAGUUUAGCUUUUCUUUUCAUAAGGGUCUAGACCAAACGCAAUUAUUAUAUUACAUGUUGUAGCCUAAAUACAAACAUUUUGUAAUAAAAUUCAAUAUAUUGAAAUAA